Messenger RNA from Babesia sp. Xinjiang, 2220 nucleotides. RefSeq lists its product as uncharacterized. NCBI's taxonomy places the organism in Eukaryota, Apicomplexa, Aconoidasida, Piroplasmida, Babesiidae. The transcript has 9 exons. The record is from RefSeq and is a predicted model, not a curated record. The coding region runs from base 1 to 2220 and encodes 739 amino acids.
AUGGGAUUUUUCGAUAUAUGCUGUAGCUGCUGUUCAGGCGACACUGUUCUACCUGACAGUGUUCCUCGUACUCACAUAAAACGUGCUGUACCGGAAGAAAAACAAGAAGAACUCAAACCACUUGUGGAAUCCAUUGAUGUUAUAUCUGUGGAACCAGCUGAGGAAUUGGGAGAUGUAAAUGAAGAAACUUCGGAGGUUACUAUUGGUGCUCCUAUCUCUGCUGUGAAGAAACGCCCACUUAAGGAAUGCAAACUCAAGCCAGCAAGGCAUCGUAUCACUUUGACAGGUGCAGCUGCUGCCGUACCUCCAUGCUCCGUAGCGGAAUGUGUCGGAGAUGUCCCCAAAGUAUCCUCCUCUAAAGUUACAGUUGGGGAAGGUGCAUACUUGGUAUACUCUUUGGAACAAAAUGGUUCUCUCAGUAUGAACUUUACCAAAAAGGCUAUCGACAGUUUGGACGGUGUUCUUGCAUACAUCAAGCCAGCAACGGAGUUCUCAAGCUACCAUUACUCAGGUGGCGGUUGCAAGGUGGUUGCUACCAACCUACAGACCUGUAUGCAGAGCCAAUAUGCAAACGACCGUAAGCCGUUUUACAAGGCAUGGUGCCAAUUUUUGAAAUUAACCAUUGCCGGCAAUGGUGUAGCUUACCUAUUGGAAGCUUCAGGAUUGUCACCACCACCUCUCGUUAGAAUAUUGAUAUUUAAGGAUGGAAACAUUCAAACUGCCGAAAAACUGACACCUAUUGAUCUCCGUGAAUGUGGAGCUAUUGGCGUUUUACCGCCAGCUUUCGACUACGAGUCAGUAGGCGAUAUAUCGGAUCGUACAAAGUACAACGCGCCACCUAAAGGGUCUCGUAUAGCAAGAGAGUUGGAAAAGUUUGCUACCGACCCUUUGAACACAUCGCCGUGGGAAUAUGAACAGCCCUUAGUGCAGUCGUUUACAAAGGAACAAAAUGCCAGUUAUAGCUUUUUAAAAAACAAUUGGGGAUAUCUAGACCAUUCUACAGACCCUCACCAGCCAGCUGGUGUGCUGGAAGGUGGUAGAGAAAACUACACUGGAAAAGGUCUUCGGUUAGUUGGUGGUCGCGACCGUCAACGCACGGAGCCUAUGCCGUAUUAUCUGGACCAUGGUGUAAAAUGGCGGCAAAGGACACAAAUGGGUGCAGUAUCAUUUGCUAUAAGCCCUGAUGCUAAUCAGGAUGUGCGCGUAGACGAAACCGACUUGGACCUUGAAGCGCGGCAAUGGGGCUCAUGGAGUCGUCCAAUGUACACCGACUUACCAGCAAUGGAGUCGGCAAUAAGGUCGCAUUCGCGUGCGGAGAACCCUACCGAUCUCCCAUACCACUGGAUACUAUCUGACGAGAUCAUUGAACAUACGCCAGUGCACGUAGCAAGCGGAGCGAGUUUUAUUCCUGACCCGGACCCGGAUAUGUAUUUGGCAGCAACAGGUCACUUUGGUGGGUACAUGCGGCGGCCGUUCGAAUUUCCAAGAGAGACCAUUAAACGGCAAAAUCUACUGCUCACCGAAUGGGACCGGUUAGAAGCUCAGUACGCCAAGAACCCCGAUGAAGAUAUUGCCGAACGCAUCCAUGCUGUAAAGAAUGCACUAUGUGGCUACGAUAGGAUGAUAAACAAUGAUAACACGUCAUUCAAAGUCGCCAUUGAUGCAGCUAUCACAUUAAUGCGUGAUUUAACUAAGGAGCAGAGGGACGAUCCAGCACAUAAUCCAGAUGUGAUCGACUACUACCUUAGAAAGGUACCCGAUCCCACCGCGGUUGGUGGCGGUUGCAGCCAUUACAGCGGCCCUGGGCGUACCUCUCUAUUGUGUUUGAUUGGGUAUUAUCCAGAUACAAAGGCAUUCGCUCAAUACACCUCGGUCGAGGAACUUGCAGAGGGCUACCACCGCCUGAUGACCGAGAUGCGUUUCGAGGGCAGGUCACACACGGUUUCUCAGAUGGUGCUUGAUGAUGAAGUUCAAGACUACGUUUUAAGAGGCGAUCGUCGCAAGUUUCCACGACUAAUUGCCGAAUAUGCGCCCAUAUGGGCCUACCGAAAGUUUGGUGCCGAGUUCGGCGACGCGUUGAAGCGUGGGCAUACGAUACCGGAAAAUGAUCUGACUACUUUUGGACGUCGUCUACGUAAGCGGCCACGUGGGUACACCGAAGAAGAGCGUGCCCGAAACUUUGUCGAUGACUACUCAAAUUUUUGCGAAGAAUGUGGCUAG